CGCCUGCUUGAGACUCAGACCGAACCACCUUCCUCUCUGCUCCCAAGACGGAGAACAAGACAGGCAAGCGGACUCCGCACCAAAGGAAGGCGCUUCCCCACGAAGGCUGCACAGAGCGAAGCCAGAUCCGACAGCAGCGACCCUCUCUCGCCACAAGGCAGUGAGAUUUUGCGAGCCCUCGCCGGACCAGGAGCCCCUCCGCUUCCGCGCAACUUUUGCCGCCGUCUCUGUCGCCCUGAACAUGCUGGCAAGGAUGGGACUCCUUCGCAGCUUCGCCUUGGCGCUCGUCGUCGCCCUCUGGAGCCGGGACGUGGCCGGCCAAGACUGCAGCGGGCAAUGCCAGUGCGAAUCCGCGCCCCCCGAAUGCCCGCCUGGCGUCAGCCUGGUGCAAGACGGCUGCGGGUGCUGCCGGGUGUGCGCCAAGCAGUUGGGUGAGCUGUGCACCGAGAGAGACCCCUGCGACCCUCACAAGGGGCUUUUCUGCGACUUCGGCUCCCCGGCCAACCGGAAGAUUGGCGUCUGCACCGCAAGGGACGGCGCCCCCUGUGUCUUUGGAGGCAUGGUUUACAGGAGCGGAGAGUCUUUCCAGAGCAGCUGCAAAUACCGAUGCACUUGCCUGGACGGGGCUGUGGGCUGUGUGCCUCUCUGCAGCAUGGAUGUUCGCCUGCCCAGCCCCGACUGCCCUUACCCACGAAGAGUGAAGCUGCCAGGCAAAUGCUGUGAGGAAUGGGUGUGUGAUGAGCCCAAAGACAAAGAACAGACUGCCGUUGGACCUGCUCUUGCUGCUUAUAGACUGGAAGACUCUUAUGGACCUGACCUAUCCAUGAUGCGUGCCAACUGCCUGGUCCAGACCACGGAAUGGAGUGCCUGCUCCAAGACUUGCGGAAUGGGCAUCUCCACCAGAGUUACCAAUGACAAUGCCCACUGCAGACUGGAGAAGCAAAGCAGGCUUUGCAUGGUGAGGCCAUGUGAAGCAGACCUGGAGGAGAGCAUCAAGAAGGGAAAGAAGUGCAUUCGUACUCCCAAGUUCUCCAAGCCUAUCAAGUUUGAGCUGUCUGGCUGCACCAGUGUAAAGACCUACCGGGCCAAGUUCUGUGGCGUCUGCACCGAUGGCCGAUGCUGCACCCCUCACAGAACAGCCACCCUCCCUGUGGAAUUCAAGUGUCCCGAUGGGGAGGUCAUGAAGAAGAGGAUGAUGUUCAUCAAGACCUGUGCAUGUCACUACAACUGCCCUGGAGACAACGACAUCUUUGAGUCAAUCUACUCCAGGAAGAUGUACGGAGACAUGGCAUAAAGCCCAAAGAGAGACUUUGAAAAACUUGACGGUCAACUUGAACUUAAUAAUUUGCAUCUCAUUUUGUAAAACGUGAUUCGAUAGCACAAGGUAUUUAAAUGUCUGCUUUGGGGGGGGGGGACAAAAAGCAGAAUGUCCUAUGUGAUUUCAGACAAAACUGUCUAUUGACCCCAAACAUUGGUUUGAAGGAAAAAUAGUAAUAAUAAGAUGGACAGUGAGGAGCGACAAUGAAGUUGCGCCUCAGAACAGAGUAUAUGGGGGGGGGUUUAUAGGGAUUACUUAAGGGGACAUGUGCCAUCUCGAGCAGCCUUUUCGUGGUGUGUUAGCAUGUCUUCCACCAAAUAGUGCAAUCAGAAAGGACGCUUAGCAAGGCUACUGUCACGGGUUUCCGUGAUGGUAGGUGCUGGACUGGAAAUUCUCACCCAGCAAGGUGCUAAGUAAUUGUGUUCUGUUAGAACAGCAAUAGUUUUGCUUUGAAGUUCUGAUUCAAAUGGUUUGUUCAGAAUGAAUCGGAAUUAGACUGGACAGCAUGUGGCAAUGAAUUUGCCUGCCACAAGCUAGAUUUUUUUAAUUAAUAUUGUAAUAUUGCAAUCUUGUAAAUACUGUUGUGUGUGUGUGUGUGUUUGUGUGUGUGUGUGUGUACAUAUAUAUAUAUAUUGUACAGUUAUCUAAGUUAAUUUAAAGUUUUAUUCCCUUUUGUGUUAAUGCUUUGAUACAUCAGUGUUAGCCUCAUCUUUUUUUACAAUUCAAGGCUUUAUCAUUCAAAUACAAUCCAAUGCAUUCAUUUAACACAAGAAAUAGAUUCUCUUUGGGAAGUUCAGUUAGUGGGGUUGGGUGUUGCAGUGAAACGAAGUGAUGCUUUGCUGAACAAUAUGCACCAGCAGAGUCCUUGCGAAGCUCAUCAUCAAAUCAAGGACAAGGAGAGGGAAAUCGGAUUCUCUCUGCCUUAAUGAACGUACAUGGACUGCAGCGAAAUGAGUGGCUUAUUUGUUAGUUGACCAAUCUUUCCACCUGGGAACAGUCUUGUUACCUGUUGAGAAGUGUGACCAAAAGUUACAUGUCUGCACCUUUCUAGUUGGAAAAAAAAUUAAAGUAUUUUAUUUUUUAUAUAAA
This is a messenger RNA of Zootoca vivipara (common lizard), 2407 nucleotides long. It is a transcript of the gene CCN2, whose product is annotated as cellular communication network factor 2. NCBI's taxonomy places the organism in Eukaryota, Metazoa, Chordata, Lepidosauria, Squamata, Lacertidae. Gene Ontology annotation, molecular function: integrin binding; heparin binding. Gene Ontology annotation, cellular component: extracellular region; extracellular matrix. The record is from RefSeq and is a predicted model, not a curated record. Gene Ontology annotation, biological process: signal transduction; positive regulation of cell differentiation; cell adhesion.